Messenger RNA from Fusarium fujikuroi IMI 58289, 1608 nucleotides. Its product is annotated as related to ankyrin. The record is from RefSeq and is a predicted model, not a curated record. The transcript has a single exon. NCBI's taxonomy places the organism in Eukaryota, Fungi, Ascomycota, Sordariomycetes, Hypocreales, Nectriaceae. Bases 1 to 1608 code for a protein of 535 amino acids. Gene Ontology annotation, molecular function: protein binding.
AUGACCGCUACGUCUCUUUACGAGGGAUUCCGUCAAUGUUUUCGAGCUGUUCACGUCGAACUUCCUAACCCAACUGCGGAGUAUCCUACGGUAGCUGAUACUGACGGAUCAAUUCUUUACGAACAGCAGUUUUACCGUCUUCGCACAGCAAUUAUCGAACGCAACGAUACAGUGACUCUAGAGAAAUACCUACAAAACGCGCCAUGGGCUGUCAAGAGAGGCCAUGCUCUCGGAAUGUGUUAUGAUCCAUUCAUUGUGGCAGCUAGACAUGGGAGCCUCGAUGCGCUCAAAAUGCUCCUGGAUCAUUAUUAUACAUUCAUCAAGCCUGUUGGAAGAACUGACCUCGAUGGUCGUUGCUGUCGAGUGUUGAACACAGCAGCUCAUUGUGGCCAUGUUAAGAUAGUCGAGCUUCUGCUCGAUCACCCGUUUCUUCAGGCUGAUAUCCACCAUAACUAUAAUGGUUUCACUCCGAUUAUGAUAGCUGCCGAGGCUUCUUAUAGCAAGGACAAUCUUGAGAAAAAAGAGGCAGUCAUCAAUUUCUUGCUCGAUCGAGGUGCCCGCGCCUCUGACGCAGAAUACACAUGGGACUACUGUCUUGAUCCCAUAACCGGAGAGUCUACCCACAAGCAGGUGCCGGUUUUUAUGACCUUGAACUUUGCUGCAGAGUGGGCAGGCGCCGAUUUGAUCCGCCGGCUCAUUGAGAGUGGCGCUGAUCCUCACGUCAAGAUGAUGGAGGAUAAAGAAUUCACAGUUCGCACUGAUGUAACAAUCAUCUCCACCGCAAGUCGAUGUGCGAACGUUGAUGCUCUCAAAGUUUUGCUUGAAUGCGCAAGCAAAGUAGGUGAUGUGGCAGACGCAGUGUCUUAUCGCGAUAGCUGGGGAAGUGUGCUACUUCACUGGGCUUGUCAAGUCUCGAUGGAUGAAGAUCCCCGUGAGGUGACUGCAGAAGUCAUGGCGGAGAAGGUGCAGCGAAUCAUCGCAGUUCUUGGUCUGCUGCUAGAAUGUAGCCCGAAAACGGUGAAUACGCAGGAUCAGUACGGAAAUACGCCUCUACACUAUGCAGCCAAGAACUACAGCAAUUACGGACAAGAGCAUACAGCCAUCUUUCAGUACCUUUGCAGCAAAGGUGCAGGUUCCAGCUCUCUCAACAAAAAUGGCAAUACAGCAUUGCACAGCUUAUUUUCUUGCGAUGGAGGACUACCGAUCGAUACAACCGCGAUUCAGAUUUUACUCGACCAUGGAGCAAAAGUUACGGAUACAGACAAUGACGCCAAUACGCCACUACACUUGGCAGUCAAGGACUUAGAGAAUCUUGAAGCCAUCGCUGUUCUGCUCGACCGUGGUGCAGACAUACGUGCAAAGAACCUGAAAGGAAACACGCCACUACACGAAGCCGCGAACGGAAUGUUCUGGCCUGGAGUAGUCGAAGAAAAGUACAAAAGCAUGGGAGAAAUAAUUCGAAGGCUUCAAGGCGAUGGAGGAUAUCUGAUGGAUGAGCUGAAUGCAGAGGGAAAGUCUCCUCAGCAAAUUCAGAAUGAGAGAAGGAAGGACUUUCGGGAGAAGAUAGAUGAUAUUGAGAACGGAUGGAGGCGCCGGGGAUUAUGCUAG